This is a messenger RNA of Iphiclides podalirius (scarce swallowtail), 363 nucleotides long. The record is from the annotation of a GenBank genome assembly. Lineage: Eukaryota; Metazoa; Arthropoda; Insecta; Lepidoptera; Papilionidae.
AUGGUGAGGUCCAGGGUCGGAACAUCGUCCAGAGGCUGCCACGCGGGCAGCACCAAACCGUCGGUACAGUGCAGCGUGCGCGCUGGCGUAGAGUUGCGCGGCGCGAGGUGCGCGUUGGGCGGUGCGGCGCAGCAGGCGGGCACGCCGCAGCAGCAGGCCACCGCGAUCGCGGCCAGCGCGCGCAUCCUGCUCCCGAGCCGACCGCCGCCGCCCGCAGCCGGCGCCCGACUGCGCUCGCCGCCCGCCCGCCGCGCCGCACGCCCUCGCAACUUCCUGCACCCCACCGCCCCGCCGUCCCGCCGCCCCUCGCCCGCUACACCCCGCUACGAUGUCGAGUACGACCUCCUGAGCCUGCAACGAACU